AUGGUGGCGCGGCCCUGAGCGCCUGGCCCCGUGGGGACGGCCCGGCGGCGGCGGCGGCCCGUGCCCCGACGGGCGGGGGCGCGGGAUGACCGGGGUGCUGGAGAGUCUGGUGCCGGACAUGCACGCCAGCCAGAUCUCGGCUGGCGGCUACCACCAGCACGGCGGCCUGCACAAGCCGCAGGAGUCCCCCACGCUGCCCGUCUCCACGGCCACCGACAGCAGCUACUACACCAACCAGCAGCACGGGGCGGCGGGCGGGUCGCCCUACGGCCCCGUGGGCUCCUACCCCUACGCGGGCGGCGGCGGCGCCCCCUACUCUGCCAAGGCCGCCUACGACGUGGGCUACGCGGGCGCCUACGGUUCCUACGGGCCCUACGGGAGCAGGGCCUCUCCGGCCAACAACGACUCUGCAGAGAAGGAAGACUGCGAGCCGGAGAUCAGGAUCGUGAACGGGAAACCCAAGAAAGUCCGGAAGCCCCGAACCAUCUAUUCCAGCUUCCAGCUGGCAGCUCUGCAGCGGCGCUUCCAGAAAACCCAGUACCUCGCCCUGCCCGAGAGAGCGGAGCUGGCGGCCUCCCUCGGCCUCACACAGACGCAGGUGAAGAUCUGGUUUCAGAACCGCCGCUCCAAGUUCAAGAAGAUGUGGAAGAGCGGAGAGAUCCCAGCGGAGCCGCCUCCCCGUCGCAGCGCUUCGCCGCCGUCCCCCUCCUCGCCCCCCGCCUGGGACUUUGCUCCGCACCCGCGCACGGCGGGCGGCGCCGGCACCGCCAGUCCCAGCCCCGCCGCCGCCGCCUUCCUCGGUAGCUAUUCGUGGUACCCGCCGGCGCCCGGCGGCCCGGCGCACCUGCCGGCGGCCGCUCCCCUCCCGCAGCCGGCACAGCCCCCGCACCACCACGGCGGCGGUAGCAUCUUCUAGGCGCUGCAGAGACUUGAGCCCUCGGACCGCGCCCGGCAGCCGCGGGCCACAGAAGUGCAGCACUGGUGUUUUGGUGAAGCCUGUCUCCGGCCAUUCUGGCGGAGAGGAACCGCUCCCUCCCCGUUGCCCC
Molecule: messenger RNA, 1046 nt
Organism: Empidonax traillii (willow flycatcher)
Lineage: Eukaryota; Metazoa; Chordata; Aves; Passeriformes; Tyrannidae
Gene: DLX2
Product: distal-less homeobox 2
Exons: 3
Coding region: 86-916 (276 amino acids)
Biological process (GO): embryo development; cell differentiation; negative regulation of transcription by RNA polymerase II
Molecular function (GO): RNA polymerase II cis-regulatory region sequence-specific DNA binding; DNA-binding transcription factor activity, RNA polymerase II-specific
Source: RefSeq, a predicted model, not a curated record